This is a messenger RNA of Wyeomyia smithii (pitcher-plant mosquito), 5156 nucleotides long. RefSeq lists its product as uncharacterized. The transcript has 4 exons. Gene Ontology annotation, molecular function: ABC-type protein transporter activity; ATP binding. NCBI's taxonomy places the organism in Eukaryota, Metazoa, Arthropoda, Insecta, Diptera, Culicidae. Gene Ontology annotation, biological process: protein targeting; protein import. The record is from RefSeq and is a predicted model, not a curated record. The coding region runs from base 677 to 5053 and encodes 1458 amino acids. Gene Ontology annotation, cellular component: membrane.
GCAAUGCGCGAAAGGUAGAUCCAACACUUAGCCGCUGGCUGCGAAACAGUUUCGACCAAUUUAGGAAAAUUUUCAGUUGACUUAGUACCACUAAUCAAGUCAGCAAAUCCACAAGAUCUUUUAGGGGUCAAGUUCGCAGAAAUAAUCCUAGGACGCUUAGAGCUACGACUAGCCGAUGAAAUCGCAGAUUUUACCUAAAACAGAGAAAUUAUCUAAGCUUUUUUUCAAACUCAUUUCCCUUCAUUUUACCUUUUUCUUACGUAUCUGAUCACUAAUCCAGUAAACCGUGAGUCGAAACAGCCUGCUUGUAGCGAAGAUGUCGCGUUGCAUAGGCUGUCAUUCCAACAGCAUAGCAAAAUAGCAGACAGCCCGGGUAGGCCUUGCUAUAGGUAUACAAACAACCUUCCUUCGUGCAUGUAUUCGUUACGGUUACUAACGUGCGUAUCGGUAUAAAGGCAGAUUUGGUCAUCAGUAUGAAAUCAGCUGUGAUGACAAGACUGUACUUUUUAAAAGAUUGAAAAACAAUUGUGACAAAGUUACCGAUUCAGAAUCAAGCGAAUGUCACUAGCCACUAGUUGCAUUUCGAAUGUGAGACGAUAAACAAAGUUCAAGCGCAGUUGAGUAACACGAAAAGUUCUACACAUUCUCGUCCAUCAACUUUCAGAUCGUUUAUAAGAUGACCGAUAGAGACGAAGCGCGGAGUAGUUCCGGACGUUACGAAGUUUGCGAUGAGGUGGAAAUUAGCACGACUGACUUGCUGCCCCCCAGAAUGGAUGAAAAUCCGGAAAAUAAAAGUGAAUCAAGCAACGAUAAACCUUCGCUCGCGUCAGUUUCGAUUGAUAAACAUGCAGUUAGAUUAAUAGAAGAAUGUGGAGUACAAAUUCAGUGCCUUGAUAUAGUCGGAAUAUUCCGAGAUUACAGUAGUGGAGAGUACAUCAAGAAGAAAUUCCCAAUGAAAAAGAAAAUCGAUCAAUUAACUUUCUCCGCCCGACUUUGCCAUGCAGAUUUUAAUUUUAAAUUACACAACGAAGGCUGCCUGAUGACGGCGGAUGAUAAUUUUGUGGCCAAAGUACGAAUUGAUAAUCCACAGCCGAUCACGCAAGCUGUCGAUUUUGAUGAAGCAAAAACAAAUCUGCUUCAACAGCUACGAAUUUCCAAAGUACUACAGGAUGAUUUGACGACUGAACGAGAGGCAGUGCAGUCUUCAAUAGUGGAGAAAAUUCAAAAUGUCUUACAACAAACGUUUGAGGGCGCAAACAGUGCUGAGAACAUUCAAUUGUGUUAUUUAAUAAGCCAGCAUUCGGAUAGUUUGGACUUCCGCCAAUUGUGCGAAGCAAUAAAUGCAAACAGAUUAAUCAGAGCAGAAUUACGUUCAAUGGCAUCGUCAUUUUUGGAACUAGAAACUCGUGGUAAUGUUAGAGAUAAGAAUUUAGCUCAGUUUGAUCAUCAGUCGACAACACCUAGGGCAGAAAUAAUCGCUCAAUUACAACAGAUUCUAGAUAGAAACCUUUCAUCCCACAGGGAACAACUUUUGAAAAUAGCGCCGAUCUGUUUAGAAAACUUUCUCAGCAAUUGCAGCAGCGAUCGAAUGAUUUUCGUUCAUAAAAACGAUGUCGCUUUAUUCUCUGAUUUGACAAAAGAUUUGAGUGAAAACAUAUUUCAGAAACCGUUGGCUGACCUUGCCGUUCGUUGGACUAACUGUGUGGAAAAGUUAACAGUAUCAAAGCAGCUUCCAGUUAAUGGAUUAAUCAGUACGAGCUUUUAUCUUUUGGCAAAAAGUUUGCAAGAAUUAGUUGUUGAAAUCAGUGGCAGAACAGACCACAAAGCGGAAGAUCUUCUCACUAGUGACAGUUGUGGAUGGCAUGCGAUCGAAAAAAUUACUUGGAAGUCUGAGGAUUUGAUUACGAAGUGUUUGGAGCAGGAAUAUUUCAUUAUCAUUAAGCUCCUGAAGCAUUUUGAUCUGAAUUGCGAUAGUGAGAAGCGACGUUUCAAGAACACAGCCGAGUUUUUCCAAGAACGAAAACAUCAUUCAACAUGGAAGCAACUGGUCAGACUUUCCAAACCAAUUUCAAGUGAAGGAAAUUCACUGAACAUAGUUGACGAGAAGUACAUUUGGCACUAUCUGCUUGGCGACGUUCUUUAUCAUAGUCUACCAGCGGAACAAGAAUGUAGUUGUUUCGAAGCCAUUUUCGAGAGUUACAUGGAUUUUAUGUUUGAAGCUGGUCCCGAUCAGAUGGAAAUGCUUCGUGUUAUUACUCACAGUAUAGCUCGUUUUAUAGUACAAACUAUGAACUUUUUGGUACAGAAAGAUUGCUCCACAAUUGACCACCAGAUUUUACAAAAACAGCUUAACAUAAUCAAUCUUGAAUUCAUUCAAUCCUCGUUCACUCCAAGCUAUUUCCGAGGUUUGGUAAACGCGUUCAAUUUGUAUUGGAAACAUAGAGAUAAUAUUAUAGCCGCAAUUCCUUCCAAAAUCUGUCUCCCGGAGAUGGAAUCACUGAAAAAGAUCCUGCUGGAUAUCGUUUUUGAUGCUUUGAGUAAAUCUAUCAGUAUAGAAAUUUUACAAUGCUUCUUUAAAUCGUACUGUGAACUGUUGAGAGACUUAAAUAAAGUUGAAUUCGUUUGGUAUAUCAAAGCUUUUCCCGGCGUCAGUAUGAAAACGUUUGAGGAUUUCAAAACGAUUGAACUAGUUGAUAACGAAUGGACCCAAACAGAGCAUAAAAGUUAUCGAGUUAUAGCGGUGGAAAAGUUCAUCAAAACAGCAUCACUCUUUCUCGAAAGUUCUUCACUCCCAAAGCAUUAUGUUAUUGAAUAUUUACUACGAAUGGUGUCGUACAUUAAAAAUCAGCUAACGAAAGACCAGUGGAAAUCAGGUAGCAAACUGUCGGAAACGGAGCAAAUCUGUACAACUAAAGAACUUCUUGAAGCCCUAAGAAAAUCGUUCUUGAAUCUCAAGGAACAAGCUGAUUAUAAAUCGUUUCAAUUGUUUCUGGAUGAACGGAUUAAACCUUUCGAAAAUGCCGUUGAUAACAGCUAUUCUCAUGCAGAUUUCACAAAUCGAAUCCGUCAAAUUGAGAACCAAUACACGAGAUUUAUUCGAAAACAAAACCAUAUGAAAAUUGACGAAGCGUUGAAAUUGUUCGAAGAAUUGAACAGCGCAUCCGAAAUAGAAGUUCUACGCUCUGCUUACCAGAUUUAUAAAGAAACUUUCUAUCAGUUUCUUGUGGAUUCGCAUAAUGUUUCAGAAUAUAUUAAGGAAGCAUCACGAGCUGCUAACAAAGUUUUAGAAAUGAAGUUCCAGAAGUCAUUUGAAACUUGGAACAACAAUGACAAAAGAGAAAAAAUACCAAAACUCCUAGCAGGGUUGGCAGUUGUUUGGUCUAUUCUGGAAUCGAAGGAUGUUUCAACCACUGGAAAAUUUCUUACUCCUCGUUGUACUCAGAUUCUCUGCAUACUCAGACUGCUGAGCGUGGAUCAAGCGACUGAAGGUGUUCUAAAUCAUCUGGCACAAGUUCUAAGUGGACAAGGAAAAUCACUAGUCCUAGCUUUGACAGCUGCUCUGUUGGCGUUGACAGGUCAUGACCCUCGGAUAGCCUGCGGAAAUGAAUUUCUGGUAUCGAGGAAUGAACAAAACUUCCAGCAGUUCUUCUCCAUGUUUAAUGUUGAAAACUCCAUUGUUUAUGGUACAAUACGAACAAUUGCCGAUGAUGUAGUUGAUCGUACGGAACUGGGAAAUUUGUUUACGCGAAUGCUGUUGGCUAAAAAAGAGCAAAUUCGAAAAAACUCGUUUUUUAAAGAUAUGCGUAACAUAGUUCUUCUAAUAGAUGAAGUAAAUUUGUUUGGGGACCCAUCUUAUUAUGUCGAAGUGGUGUCCAUGUUACCGGGAUUGGAUUUAAUACAGGAGAAAAUAUGGGAGAUCGUAUCUUCACAAAAAGGCAACAGCACAGUCGAUAACGUCCUAAGAGCCAUUUAUUCUUUCAUCGAUUCAAAGGAAAUGAUAAAAGAGAAGGAAUUCCACGCCUUCAUUGCCAACGACACCCAGUUUGAUCUCUUGACGAAUUAUUUGAGCUUACAAUUUGUAAACUACACCAACAAAAAAUUGUUCAACCAACAGCUAAAGGCAAUGGUCGAAUAUGCUAUUCAGGUUUACAAGAAGCCAAUGGUUGAUUUAUUUGAGCUCAGCCCAAAAGGUACCAUACUUGUCAAAUAUGAAAAUAAGUACAUAAACGAAAAGUAUCUGCAAUAUUACAACAUAUUCAACUACUUCCACCAGUGUAAAAUUAAUUACAAGACUAAAGUAGAAAACGAAGUAAACUACGGGUAUUUCCUUCUGCCAGCCGGCUCGAUUUCCCGCGCAGUACUAUUGAGAAAGUAUUCGUUAAUUCUUGGUGUUUCCAGCAUAAUGUCACCCACAAAAGAAAUAGUUGAAGAUCAUUUUAACAUUAACCAAACGUCGAUUAUACCGGCGCAUUCCGGAGUUUCCAAGCUUCGCUUUCACCCGUCACGUGAUUUUCGUGUGUUAGCCGACGAUUCGCAAUGGUGGGCUGAAAUCUUCAAUCGCGUCCAAACCGUAAUAGCAGAAAACCGAUCCGUGCUUGUCUGUUAUACCAACUAUGUUCUACUGGAUUUUUUUCAGAAAAAAUAUUUCGGUAAAUUGAGUAAUUUCAACGUGUUGAUAGGGGAUACCGAAUGGGAAUUGAGAAAUCGUUACAUCAAUGAAGUGGGUGUAGCUGGAACCAUUACUUUAACAACUCGCGAUAUGGUACGAGGAAUUGACUUCAAAUCCAGUGACGAAGUCGAAAAGAACGGAGGCCUGCAUGUCAUACAAACAUUUUUCUCGUGUGAUCCUCAUGAAGAAGUACUAAUCUACGAGUUGAUUGUUUGUCGAAUGCAUCUGGAUUAUAACAGUUUGAACAGUAAUGAUGUGACUUAUACGAGUUUAGAUGCGCUGAGGCAGGAUUUUGACUCUAAACAACAUAAAGUUUUCUCGAAAUUUUCAGUCGAUGCUCGGGUUGAUCAUGAAACGACCAUAAAUUAUUUGAAUGCACUCUAAAAACAAUCAGGCAAUUAGUGUAAUAUUUAACAGAGUAAAGAAAUUGAGAAAUGAAUAGUUUGUGAAUACUAAUAUAUUUCCAUUUUUAUGGAUCAUAAAAUCA